Venturia canescens is the source of this 2634-nucleotide messenger RNA. Its product is annotated as cytochrome P450 9e2-like. Lineage: Eukaryota; Metazoa; Arthropoda; Insecta; Hymenoptera; Ichneumonidae. The record is from RefSeq and is a predicted model, not a curated record. The transcript has a single exon. The coding region runs from base 563 to 2104 and encodes 513 amino acids. Gene Ontology annotation, molecular function: iron ion binding; heme binding; monooxygenase activity.
AUAAAAUAGAAUAGAAAAAAAAUUAUCUUAUAAUGCGUAUUAAUAAAGGUAGGAAUCGUAUGGAGACUGAUAACAUCAUUGAGUUGACAAGCAUAUCUGAAGUUUGCAAGCUUGUUUUGUGCACCUUUCUCAAGAUUAGCGCUCAGAACUGCUCAGUGAAAGAAUAAACUCUUGCAAUUCACACUAGUGAUAUCUUUUUAUUAUGCUAUCAUAUUGGUAUAAUAAAGUCUAUAGUUAAAUGAAGAAGAAUAAUCUUGAGAUAAUUAUCAAAAAAGAUAAGUAAUCUCUGACAGCCAAUAACAUCGUUGAGUGGACAAGCAGAUGUGAAGUUUGGAAGAUCGUUUUGUGCGCCUCAGUCAUAGCUGAGCACUACGAGAAUAAACUCUUGUUUUUAAUACUAAUGCAAUUUACAUUCAAAAGCUCAGUGUGUUUGGAUCAAGAACAUCACCAAGGACUGUGAGAUUAGAAAAAUUCAAUCGAGGGGAAAAAGAUAGCACAAAAUUUGAACGUACAGAAGUCAAAGGAAUUGUAUUUGGAAGAAAAAAGUGUGAAAAAGUCUACGAUGGAGUGGUUAAUUCUGAUAUUUACGCUUCUUUUUGGGUACCUUGUCACAAGAUAUGUACUUUGGCGCAAAUCGCAUAAACUGAAAAAACUAGGAGUGCUGCAUCCAAAACCUUGGCCUGUUAUCGGCAACAUAACUUCGUUGGUGUGUUUGAGAAGUCACCUAACAGAGAUGAUGUGCGAUAUAUACAAAUUCAACGAAGAAGCGGAUUACGUUGGAUUCUACAGCUUCACCGACCCGAUAAUCCUGAUAAGAUCACCGAACUUGAUAAAGAAUAUAGUCAUAAAAAAUUUCGAUCAUUUUACAGAUCAUACUACUUUUCUGGACCCGGAAUUGAACUCGCUGUUUAGUAAAAAUCUGGCGUCUUUGCGUGGUGAGAAAUGGAGAAAAGUGAGAAAUCUUUUAAGUCCAGCAUUCACCGGUAGCAAAAUGAAGAGCAUGUUCAAAUUGAUAACGAAAUGUGGUCAAAACUUCGUAGAUUAUUUGGUGGAGGUUCAAUCACAAAAACCGGAGCUCAUCGAAUCUAAAGAGACUUUCACGAGGUACACGAACGACGUCAUAGCCUCUUGCGCAUUUGGUGUGAGCGUUGAUUCCAUGAGGAAUCCGAAAAACGAAUUUUACCUAAUGGGCAGAGAAGUUUCGAAUUUUGGAGGACUUAGAGGAAUAAAAAUAGUGUUGGCCCGGCUGCUUCCAAAUGUCUUCAAACUCUUUAAGCUCUCUUUGAUAUCUCCAAAGACUGAAGUGUUUUUUGAGAAUCUCAUUAAAGAGACGAUCGCAAUGAGAGAGAAGGAAGGGAUUACGAGACCCGACAUGAUUCAAUUGAUGAUGGAAUCAAGAGGAAAGAAAUGUGGCGGUGAAAAUGACGAUCAUGAUCUUACCAUUCAAGAAAUGACAGCACAAGCCUUCGUUUUUUUCUUGGGUGGUUUCGAAACCUCUGCCACAGUAAUGUGCUUCGUUGCUCAUGAAAUUGCUGGCAAUCCAGACAUUCAGACAAGGCUGAGGAAUGAAAUCGACGACGUUAUGACAGAAACCAAUGGCGACGUGACCUACGAGGCGAUCAAUGGAAUGCCGUAUCUCGAUGCUGUCGUCAACGAAACACUGAGAAUCUAUCCGAUCGGUCUCAUUGUUGAAAGGAUGUGCGUCAAGACUUUCGAAUUACCACCAGCUCUUCCAGGAGCAAAACCCAUCACGAUCGAACCCGGCCAAACAAUUUGGUUUCCAGUUUUUUCGGUUCACAGAGAUCCAAAGUAUUAUCCUAAUCCAGAAAAAUUCGAUCCCGAAAGGUUUAUGAGCACUUCCAAAACUGACAUCGAUCCUUUCACUUAUAUUCCCUUUGGUCAGGGACCAAGAAUGUGCAUCGGCAACCGAUUUGCCCUUCUCGAAAUAAAAGUACUCGUUUUUCAUCUUCUGGCUAAGUGCUAUAUAAAACCAGGCCCAAAAGCGCGUUGGCCGGUUGUAUUCAAUAAGAAAGACGCUAGUCUCAUGCCAAAAGAAGGCUUCGGACUGGAAAUCGAGCCCAGAAAUACUUCAGUUGAUGAAUAAAUACGACGAAGUAUAGAAAAGACUUUUUUUAAUAAUUGUAUUUCAUAAAAAUGAGCUUCGUUAAUUAAUAUUCAAAAAAUUAUUAAUUAGCAAAGAAUGUAACGAAAUGCAACGAGAAGGUGAAUGAAAUUUAUUAAAUGACGAAAAUUUGCUUAAACAUUAGUUUCAUCGGAGAAAUGCUGUUACCAUUUUACUCUGUUUUGUUGUUGUUGAAUAAAAUAAUAUAAAAAUGAAAUGAAAAGUCUUCUUCUGCUUCACGAUUAGCAUAAACGUUUAACGGAAACGACUAAAAAAAUAUCUUCCCAAAGAACUGAUUACAGGUAACGAAUUAACGGUGCGUCCUUCCAAAGUGGUCGCCGGCCAAGAACCUGCAAAAACAAAUGAACUGUUGCAAGCAAUUGCAAAAGCGCUGGAUAAAAAUGUAUGUUGAAAAGCUAUUGAAUUACCAAUUAAUGUGGAGGACGAUUACAAUUUUUCGAAAAAACUAUAAAUACGGUAGAAAAUUAAUUGUGAAACGAAAUCUACUUUUG